Messenger RNA from Ambispora leptoticha, 2121 nucleotides. The record is from the annotation of a GenBank genome assembly. NCBI's taxonomy places the organism in Eukaryota, Fungi, Glomeromycota, Glomeromycetes, Archaeosporales, Ambisporaceae.
AUGAGACCAGCAAGUGGCAUGAAAGUUGCAAUAAUUUUGGCCUUGUUUGCAUUGGCGAAUGCCCGCCUUGAAAAUUUUGGUCCCGAACUGAAGCACCGUAAAUAUACGGCUCCUUCUCUCGCAGAACAAAAGCCUAUAUAUAGCUCGUCAUCGUUCAGUGACCCGAAAGAAAUUGCACUAGAAUUCGUGAAGGAACACUUGACCAACUCUGAAUUCAAAGUGAAAAACUCGUAUAAGUCCGAACAUAAUGGUGUAACACACGUGUAUUUACGCCAAGUCAUUAAUGAUUUGGAGGUUAUGAAUGGUGAUAUCAAUGUGAAUGUUGAUGAGAAUGGUCGCGUCAUAUCCUAUGGUGACUCUUUCUAUAAGGGUAAUGAGCCAUCGAAAGAAAACGGCAUCAAUUCCGAGUCAACGAGUAGUGAUUCGGAAUCCGACGUUGAUAAAUUAUCGAAGUUCCGAGUUAAGAUCGAUGUUACUAAAAUUGUUUUCAAUCCAAAAUCAAGCAAGAGUAAACGUGACUCGUACUCUUCCUUAUUCAACAAUCCAGACAAAUCAGUAAUUUCCCCCGAAGAAGCGAUAUUCUCGCUCGCUAAACAUAUCAAUCAAGAUAUUCCACACCCGGAGAAAAUCGAUUACACUGAAUCCGUUUCGCUUGAUGGCGAUCCAGUUCUUUUUGUCAGUGGUGUCCCAUUCACAGUCUCUGAUGUGAAAGUUAGACAAGUUUACGUACAAACAGAUGAAGGCAAAUUACAACUUUGUUGGGAUCUUGAGGCAGAAAUGGAAAAUAAUUGGUACCACGGACAAGUGAAUGCACAUGAUGGAAAAGUUGUGCAAUUGAUUGAUUGGGUGGCUGACGCGGCUUAUAAUGUCUUUCCAAUUGGAACUAAUGAUCCAUCGGAGGGAUCGCGUGAACUAGUUAUUGAUCCCGCUGAUAAGAUUGCAUCUCCACUUGGAUGGCAUUCACAAAGUCGGACAAAGAAUUUUACGGUAACCAUUGGCAAUAACGUUUAUGCUCAUGAAAAUCUGGCAGGCAGUUGGGAAUGGGAGGAUAAUUAUCGACCGGACGGAGGCCGAUAUCUCGAAUUUGAUUUUCCGUUGAAUUUGGAAAAAGCACCGAAAACUUAUGUUGAUUCUUCGGUUACAAAUCUCUUUUUUUGGAACAACAUUGUUCAUGACUUAUUUUAUCGGUAUGGUUUUAACGAGGUUGCCGGCAAUUUCCAACAAAACAAUUUUGGAAAAGGAGGUAAAGACAAAGAUGCCGUCAUCGCAAAUGCACAAGAUGGUUCUGGAUACAAUAACGCAAAUUUCGCCACACCACCAGACGGUCAACACGGAAAGAUGCGAAUGUAUGUGUGGGACGUGGUGAAUCCAUGGAGAGAUGGUGAUCUUGAAGCUGGCAUUAUCAUUCACGAAUAUUCUCAUGGUAUCUCCACCCGGUUAACUGGUGGACCGGCCAAUAGUGGUUGUCUUGGGUGGGGUGAAGCCGGUGGCAUGGGAGAAGGAUGGGGUGAUUUCUUUGCCACAAUACUGAGAAUGAAACCACAUUAUGAUCGAGACACUACAGAGUUUGGAAUGGGUGAUUGGGCAAACGGUGGUGAAGGAAUCAGGCGAUUCAAGUAUUCAACAUCAAAAAAGACAAACCCGGAAACAUUCAGUUGGAUGGAUAAACCAGGCUAUUGGGGUGUUCAUCCUAAAGGUGCCGUAUGGGCUGAAAUGUUAUACGAAGUAUAUUGGAACCUAGUAGAUAAACAUGGUUUUACAUCCAGCUGGUUCCCACCAACUAACGAAGAAGAAAGUUCAUCAUGGUACACAAAACCAAAAAGACGUCCUAAACAAGACCCAAAAAUACCAAGACGGAUUCCAAAACACGGAAACACACUCACCUUACAACUUGUCGUCGAUGCAAUGAAACUGCAACCAUGUCGGCCACAAUUUACCGACGCACGUGACGCCAUAAUUCAAGCAGACGAAAUUUUAACCGGCGGAGAGAACAAGUGUGAAAUCUGGCAAGGAUUUGCGAAACGUGGGUUAGGCGUCGGCGCUAAAGUUGUUGGCGGAAGUCCAUGGGGUGGUGGUGUUCGUAAGGAAAGCUAUAAGGCUCCUAAGGAAUGUAAUGAGUAA